Pedinophyceae sp. YPF-701 is the source of this 1143-nucleotide messenger RNA. NCBI's taxonomy places the organism in Eukaryota, Viridiplantae, Chlorophyta, Pedinophyceae. The record is from the annotation of a GenBank genome assembly.
AUGGCGGACAAGGCCGGCGACAAGCCCGGUCCCGCUGCCCAGGCCGUGCUGGUGCAGUCUGAGCAGAUCCCCGAGUACGUGCCGACCGUGAGGGGCCACGACUUCGACAACGGCCGGGACCUCGACGCCCUCCUCGGCUCCAUGCUGACGUCAGGCUUCCAGGCAACAUCCCUCGGGCAGGUCAUGGCCGAGCUGCGCGAGAUGAUUUCGUGGCGCCUGAGCGACGAGCGAGAGCCCGAGGAAGGCUGGUCCGACUUCUGCGACGGCAAGUACAAGGAUCCUGCGGUCCGCGAACGCACCGGUGCGAAGAUCUUCCUGGGGUUCACGUCGAAUCUGAUCUCGUCCGGCCUCCGCGAGGUGAUCAAGUACCUGUGCAAGCACAAGAUGGUCGACUGCCUCGUCACGACCGCGGGGGGAGUCGAGGAGGACUUGAUCAAGUGUAUGGCUCCUACCUACAUGGGGGACUUCGCGCUGCAGGGCCGCGAGCUGCGCCACAAGGGGCUCAACCGCAUCGGCAAUCUCCUCGUGCCGAACGACAACUACGUCAAGUUCGAGCAGUUCAUGAUGCCCGUGCUCGACGCGAUGAAGGAGGAGCAGGACGCGGGGGAGCGGUGGAGCCCGUCGACGAUGAUUCGGCGGCUGGGGAAGGAGAUCGACAACGAGGAGUCGGUGUACUACUGGUGCUGGAAGAACGACAUCCCUGUGUUCUGCCCCGCGCUCACUGACGGGUCCAUCGGCGACAUGCUCUACUUCCACACGUACCGCAGCGAGGGGGGCAUUUGCCUGGACAUCGUCAAGGACAUCCGCCUGCUCAACGACCUGUGCUGCUGGCACAAGCCGCCGCUGCGCACCGGCGCGAUCAUCCUCGGCGGCGGGCUGCCGAAACACCACAUCUUCAACGCCAACCUCAUGCGCAACGGCACCAACCACUGCGUCAUCAUCUCCACCGCCACGGAGUGGGACGGAUCGGACUCCGGGGCGCGCCCGGACGAGGCGAUCUCCUGGGGCAAGAUCCGCACCGACGCGGACCCGGUGAAGGUCUACGGCGACGCGACAAUCCUCUUCCCGCUAGUCGUGUCGCAGACGUUCGCGAAGAUGUGGUGGAGCAGGGCGCGCGACACCAGCCCGCCGCCGCAGGCCUGA